GCUCGCCAACAGCUGGUCACACCGCCGUGCAGCUGUUAUUGGUUCUAAAAACACAAACAACAACAAGUAGAGAUAGAGGCAACAGCUACGAUUGUAAUCGCACGAUGUUAACACUUAAUUGAGGCUCACCUCGCACAACACCUAACCACAACAGCAGUUAUAAAUGCUGAAGCAGAAAGAGAACCACUAGCAGCAGCAGCAGCAGCCGAUGUCGAAACCAAGGAGACUUCAACAAAAACAACAAACAUUAUAAGAAGGCUGUGAAGGUCGCCGCCAAAGAACAAAUGUGUUGGAGAGAAUUAAGAGAGCGAGCUAAUUAAAUAGCAGCAGAAAACAAAGCGAUCGCCAAAAGACUGUAGCUACACGGAGACGGAGUCGGAACCGGAGAUACUAGCCUAAUUCUUUUCGAGCUAAAAUUUGGCACACAUCUUACUUUAUAUGCUUUAUGAACGUCACACAUCUGGGUCACAGAAUAUUUGGUGUUUUUACUGAGAGACUGUCUGAGUCGGAGUCUGAGUCCGAUGGCCGUUAACCUGAAAGCCCUGCUGGGCAUGGUCUUUGUCUUUGUGGGAUGUUGCAGCAACGUUGUGUUCCUAGAGCUAAUCAUCCAGAUCGAUCCGGGUGCCGGCAAUCUGAUAACAUUCGCCCAGUUCCUCUUUAUCGCCCUGGAGGGCCUCGUCUUUACGUCCAAGUUCUUUACGGUGAAGCCGAACAUCGCUCUGAAGGACUAUGUGAUACUGGUGCUGUUAUUCUUUGGGGCGAAUGUCUGCAAUAACUAUGCCUUCAACUUCAACAUACCAAUGCCGCUGCACAUGAUCUUUCGCAGUGGAUCGCUGAUGGCCAACAUGAUAAUGGGGAUUAUAUUGCUGAAGAAACGCUACAAUCUGCGGCAGUACAGCUCUGUGGCGAUGAUCACAGCUGGUAUUAUCCUGUGUACGCUUGUCUCCAGCGGCGAUGUCAAGGACAACACCCACCAUUCACUGCGGGUGGAGACCUCAUAUUCGGACUUCUUCUGGUGGUCGGUGGGCAUUGCCCUGUUGACGAUCGCCCUGCUGGUUACCGCCUACAUGGGCAUCUAUCAGGAGGUGAUCUACAAGCGAUAUGGAAAGCAUCCCAAUGAGGCACUCUUCUAUACACAUAUGCUGCCACUGCCGGGCUUCCUCAUCAUGGCCGGCAACAUUGUCCAGCAUUUUGGCAUUGCCCUGUCCUCCGAAACGGUCACGGUACCACUGUUGGGUGCCAUCGGUUUGGAAUGGAAGUUCCCGCUUAUGAUAUUCUAUCUGCUGUGCAAUGUGGUUACCCAGUAUGUGUGCAUCAGUGCCGUCUAUCUGCUGACCACUGAGUGCGCCUCGCUCACCGUCACCCUGGUCGUUACGUUGCGAAAGUUCGUUUCGCUUCUCUUCUCGAUCAUUUACUUCCGCAACCCGUUCACCCUCAACCACUGGCUGGGCACCGUUCUCGUCUUCUUCGGCACCAUCCUCUUUGCCAAUGUGAUCAACCAGGUGAAGGACGCCUACCAGGCCCGUUCCAUUGGAAAGAAACAGCGCUUCGAGACAGCUCCCAGACCAAAGAAGGUUGAUUAAGCGGCGGGCUGACUAAGGUUGUUCAGAUGCGGGUACAGUGCGGUACGGCACUGUAAGUUGCUGCAGAGGCCAUUACCAAUUAAUGAUUAAUUGUAUAGUCCUAGAGCCUUGUUUGUACAUAGAAUACUUUUAAAAUUUUUGUAUACGCUUAGUGAAUAAUCGUGUUUUUUUUCUCGUAACCGUCUCAAGUUCUAAAUUCUUGUAUUGAUAUGUAUCUUUUUUUUCUGUUUUUUUAAAUAAAAUUCUCGUGUAUGUAAAAUACCAAAUGAUCAACAAUGAAAAAAGA
This is a messenger RNA of Drosophila ananassae, 1869 nucleotides long. RefSeq names its product UDP-xylose and UDP-N-acetylglucosamine transporter (gene Efr). The record is from RefSeq and is a predicted model, not a curated record. Bases 522 to 1583 code for a protein of 353 amino acids. NCBI's taxonomy places the organism in Eukaryota, Metazoa, Arthropoda, Insecta, Diptera, Drosophilidae. Gene Ontology annotation, molecular function: UDP-N-acetylglucosamine transmembrane transporter activity; UDP-xylose transmembrane transporter activity. Gene Ontology annotation, biological process: transmembrane transport. Gene Ontology annotation, cellular component: endoplasmic reticulum membrane; Golgi membrane. The transcript has 4 exons.